Molecule: messenger RNA, 1724 nt
Organism: Nymphaea colorata (pocket water lily)
Lineage: Eukaryota; Viridiplantae; Streptophyta; Magnoliopsida; Nymphaeales; Nymphaeaceae
Product: protein WHAT'S THIS FACTOR 1 homolog, chloroplastic
Exons: 2
Coding region: 467-1654 (395 amino acids)
Molecular function (GO): RNA binding
Source: RefSeq, a predicted model, not a curated record
CUUCAUUUCACGCCUGCGUUUUCUCUCUCCUCGCGCGAGAGCUCCUCUCCUCACGUUCAACCCACGGUGGGCGGUGGCUUCCCUUGCUUCUGCAAUCACCCAAAACCAGUUCGAGGGGGAGAGAAGGGAACGUCAUCCUCCUGCGAGCUCCGACGCCACGGUUCUCCACCACCCCACCGACUGUCCGACGCUCUCAGCCAACAUUGCCUCCUCUGCCCUCAUUCUUCCAGCACAGUUUCUGUGAGGGAGACAACCAGCCGAACUAGGUGCGUCUCUCUCAAUCUCCCAUUUCAUUGCGACAAGGAUGGACCAGCCAACGAGGAGGAACGACGCAGGAGUAAAAUCUGCGUCAUCAGUACCGUGUUCAUCUUUUCCCCCAAAUCGCCUCUGCUACUAUCGUGAAGAAGACGACCCCCGACACUGAUCUUUGUACGUCGGCACUAACUGAGCUCGUCGCGUCCAUUGGAUGGCCAUGUGUGGCAAAAAGUUUGCUUACUCUUCGCAGCUACUGUCAAGUGCUAGUAGCAGGAUCUUUUCAUUUUCAUGGGGCUUUCCCUUUCUUGUUCAGAAGUCAUUCAAAUCCUCAGGCAGACGACCCAAGAAGAAAAUUUACUAUAGGGAACAUGAUCUCGAUAGGGUCAUGGAGCUCCAGAAGAAGCCUUCACUUAUUUUACAACUCAAGAACAUCAUUCUCAACCAAAAGAAUCGAUGUAUCCUUCUCAGAGACUUAGAAAAGGAGGUGGGUAUUGUUGAAAAAUGGAAUUUUAUGUCCAUCAUUGAGAGAUAUCCAUUAAUUUUCAAGGUUACUGGAGGAAGUAGAAGACCUUAUGUCUUACAGCUCACAGAUAAGGCUCUCUCAAUCGUUGAACAGCAAAAAGAUGUUAUGGAAAUGAUGGAGCCCAUUGUUGUCACCAACCUAAGAAAGUUGUUGAUGAUGUCCAUGGAUUGUAGAAUUCCAUUGGCUAAACUUGUCUUGAUCCAACCUGAGUUGGGUUUACCCAAAAACUUUAUGGAGGAUCUGAUUCCCAAUUAUCCAGAUUUCUUUAGUGUGCAGGAGUUCAAAGGACAUGAUUAUCUUCAACUUGAGAGUUGGGACUCUUCAUUAGCAGUCACUCACCGUGAAUCCAACUUGUUUAUGGAUCCAAUGAAUGGGAAAAGGCUCCACUUCACUAAAGAUGGCAACUGCUCCUGUCCAUUUUCUUUCAGAGUCAAAUUUCCUGCUGGCUUUAGGCCAAACAUGAGGUAUCUUGAAGAGUUUCAUAAAUGGCAGAAACUGGCGUUUCCUUCCCCGUACUUGAAUGCCAGGCAGUUCAAUCCAGCCAGUCCUGCAGCACGUAAACGGGCAGUUGCUGUACUUCAUGAGCUUUUAAGCUUAACUGUGGAGAAACGAUUAACUUCUGCACAAUUAGAUGCUUUUCAUGCUGAAUAUCAACUACCAUGUAGGUUGUUGCUCUGCUUGGUGAGGAACCAUGGCAUAUUCUAUCUCACAAAUAAGGGGAUAAGAAGCACUGUCAUGCUCAAAGAAGCUUAUGAUGGUUCUUGCUUGAUUGAGAAAUCUCCUUUGGUUAGAUUUAAUGAUAAAUUCUUAUCUCUUGCAGGUAGGAUUGAACAUAGUUUGAACAAGAAAAUGCCUUUAACUGUGGAAGUUGUAUGAAGUUUAUCAGGUUUUGUAAAUACCUAUGUACUUUGAGAAAGUUGCAAUACGAUGAAUUUUUUUAUCUGCA